Messenger RNA from Gaeumannomyces tritici R3-111a-1, 1418 nucleotides. RefSeq lists its product as hypothetical. The transcript has 7 exons. The coding region runs from base 521 to 1165 and encodes 214 amino acids. The record is from RefSeq and is a predicted model, not a curated record. Lineage: Eukaryota; Fungi; Ascomycota; Sordariomycetes; Magnaporthales; Magnaporthaceae. Gene Ontology annotation, molecular function: NAD+ poly-ADP-ribosyltransferase activity.
CAGGAAGCCUCGUCGCCAACUCAGCUCGGAGAGGUGGACGUCCCCAUCUCCUGCCACGUCGUUAUUGCAUGCCAACACCACCCACACCUUUGCUUGAUAACUUUAUGUUUGAAUGGACGCCACUAACCCUUGGCCUCAUUACCCAUUUGACUAGUCGUAUUGAAAUGCACUUCUGGAUGGCCUGGACAAUUUUGGCUGUCCGUUCUCCCGCUCGCCCUGCUAUACUUCUUGCCCACGGAGACAUCACGGCUCGUACGGAAACACGUGUUAUCGUUAUUACAUUGGGCGAGGAAAUAUGGCAAAUUUCAAGCCACGUUCUGGGCUGGUCAGGGACAGCAACAAAGGCGCUCGACAAUAGCUCUGUCAAAAAGAAUGAUUAAUACGCUCCUCUGCUCGCAAGUUUUGCCACCGAUUUAGCUACAGCCCAUAUGUCUGAGACAUCACGCAUUCGUAUGCAUGGAUCACUCCCGGAGCCCCCGUUAAUCAAUCAUUAUCCACCUACCCAAGUUCCUCUCGCCCAAUGCCGCCGCCACUCGUUGUUCUGCCGGCCUCACAUCCCAAGUAUGAAGAGUACGAAGCAAAAUUCAACGCAGGCUGGCAGCACCCGGGAAAAUCUGGCAACAUAAAAGCAAUCUACUAUGUGAGGAAGGAUGACCUUCAGGAAUCAUACCGCGGGAGGCGCUUCGCAGCUGCCUGGAGAGCUGUAGGUGGUGACGUCGAGGACCUGUUUCAUGGAACUCAGAGAUCAUGCUACAUUGGAGAGGACAGAAACAACCUGGACCCUUGCAGCAGCAGCGAGUGCCACGUCUGUGGCAUCCUCCGACAGUCCUUCAAGCUUGGAAAAGCCGGCUUCGGAAGGAUGUUUGGUCCAGGCAUCUACACCACCCCGAUGGUGUCCAAGGCCGACAUCUACGCCCAGAACUCGCAUGUUCGGUCCAGGAAGCACGUCAUCAUCGUCUGUCGUGUCAUCACCAGCUGUCCCCAGUACCUCAAGAAAUCCGACCACGGCAGGACUAGUCCGGACAGAGGAUACAACUGUGUCAAGGCCGUCACCAAGGCCAAUGGCGGCGCUGUCGAGUACCCAGAGACCAUCGUGUACCAGGAGGACUACAUCGUCCCGGUGGCGAUCCUGGUGUACGAGAGGGAUGGUUGGCAGCCGAGGUAAAUGUGCUGAAGCCGCCUUUUCUCGAGCCGUGCCCGGUUUUCCCAGCCCAAUUGUUCGCUGACACAAGCGUUUGUGUUUUGUGCACAUUUAGUCCGUUUUCGCGGCCAAAGCCCAGGUUACUUACAGACCGCCUGAUCGACGCGGCUGUCGAAAUUGUAGGCUUGGUACUAAAUUGAGAGGCGUUCGGAAGCUUCCGCCUCGUUUCUUUGCGUCUUCUGUCGCUUGGAGGUUAGCCGCCUACAUACGUCUCUAG